GGGAUGAAACGCUCAGCGCCGCGAGUCCGGGAUUUGUGCGCAUGCGCCUUGGUGGCUUUUUAAAACGGUCCAGCGCACUAACGGUCCGGGUAGAAACAAGUAGCCCGUACAAGAGGUUUGGUUGCUAUAGGUCCAGCGUUUCGUCCCGCUUCGGCGGUUUCUCUUUGGGGACCUGAGAUGGGUCCUGGAACCAGCCCUGGGGGAAAAAAGUAAGAAUGUUUUGUGGAAGUGAAGGGGACCUUUUAGGGUGACGGACCACACGUGGUAGAUGGAAGGUAAAGCUGUCCGACCGUUCCGCCAUCGCCGAUUCGUCUCGAGCACGAGGUUGGUGAGGAGGACCGAGGGGAGUUCGAGGUGGUAGAUUGGCAGCGUGCUAAAAUAUGGCUGGGCAAAUAUCAGAAGCUGAUCAGAUCAAGCAGUUCAAAGAGUUUCUUGGAACAUAUAACAAACUGACAGAAAACUGCUUUCUGGAUUGCGUGCGAGAUUUCACUAGCAGAGAAGUCAAGCCAGAAGAGAUGACCUGUGCCGAACACUGCUUACAGAAGUACUUAAAAAUGACUCAAAGGAUAUCAAUGAGAUUCCAGGAAUAUCACAUUCAGCAGAACGAAGCGCUGGCAGCCAAAGCCGGACUUCUGGGCCAGCCUCGUUAAGAGCGGAGCGUCAGUGGUUAUUGCGUCGCAAGCAAAGAUGCAUUUGUCGCAACAGGUGCCGCGGGAACGUCCACCAGCUUGGAACGGAACAGGUCAAAGACCAAUCAAAACAUGGAAAUCAUUGGUGGCUGCCACUGUGGUUAGCCUUGGUGCUGAUAGAGCCUGUUCCUAGAGCGUCCUUAUCCUGCAGCGGAGUGUUGAUGCAGCCUUUUCUGGAGGCUGACAGACCGGCUCUGCUAGUUACUGGGCUCAAGAUGGGGGGAGAGCAAACAGCGGGUUGCAUCCUGUUGCUCUGCUCACGGCAGUGACCUCCUCCGAUCCCAGCAGCCCCCCCUCCAACGUUCUGCAAAAGGUGCUGUUGCGAGCAAAGUGGCAAGAUGUGACCCUCUGUUCUGUGUCUCCUCCCCCCCGCCAUGACGACGGUUCAUCGUGAAACGCAGUUCUGCAAAUUAAAUCCCAAAGUGUCUAAAGCAAGUUUAUUUUUUAUUUAAUCAAAGUGAAAUAAAUGCAAAUUACUAUUG
This is a messenger RNA of Sphaerodactylus townsendi, 1171 nucleotides long. RefSeq names its product translocase of inner mitochondrial membrane 9 (gene TIMM9). The record is from RefSeq and is a predicted model, not a curated record. The transcript has 4 exons. Lineage: Eukaryota; Metazoa; Chordata; Lepidosauria; Squamata; Sphaerodactylidae. The coding region runs from base 381 to 650 and encodes 89 amino acids.